Solanum stenotomum is the source of this 1414-nucleotide messenger RNA. Its product is annotated as lipoyl synthase 1, mitochondrial. The record is from RefSeq and is a predicted model, not a curated record. Gene Ontology annotation, biological process: lipoate biosynthetic process. Gene Ontology annotation, cellular component: mitochondrion. Gene Ontology annotation, molecular function: lipoate synthase activity; 4 iron, 4 sulfur cluster binding. Bases 148 to 1290 code for a protein of 380 amino acids. The transcript has 4 exons. Lineage: Eukaryota; Viridiplantae; Streptophyta; Magnoliopsida; Solanales; Solanaceae.
UAAUUAGCCCCACCCAUCCUUGGCCCCACACCUUUUUCAACCACCCAAUGUCAACCAGCCAAACUGGAAACUGAGUAAAGAGGGGAAAAGUGAGCCAAUUUUCCUUCUCCCUCCGGCGUCGAUAGAACAUCCAAAUCCGCCGGAAAAAUGAAUUCCCGUUUCACAUCUCUCGUUUCCCGAUCACUCAAAUCCAAUCGCCACCACUAUCUCUUACCUCAAUUAUUCUCUUCUUCCACCGCCACACCAGCAUCUGCACCACAAUACCCUCAAACCCUAGAGGGAUUACGCCACCGGUUAGCGGCGGAGUCACCGACGCUAUCCGAUUUCACUAGACUCCAAUCGGAUAAAGAGUAUUCGGUUGAGGUAGGGACGAAGAAGAAGCCGCUUCCUAAACCGAAAUGGAUGAAGGAAGCUAUACCUGGAGGAGAGAAAUACACACAGAUCAAGAAGAAAUUGAGGGAAUUGAAGCUUCAUACUGUUUGUGAAGAGGCGAAAUGCCCUAAUUUGGGAGAGUGCUGGUCCGGUGGUGAAACUGGUACAGCUACCGCUACCAUCAUGAUUCUAGGUGAUACUUGUACCAGAGGUUGCAGAUUCUGCAAUGUGAAGACAUCACGCACUCCACCUCCUCCUGACCCAAAUGAACCUGCCAAUGUGGCUGAGGCCAUUGCUUCAUGGGGAUUAGAUUACAUUGUGAUCACUAGUGUUGACCGUGAUGAUUUACCUGAUCAAGGAAGUGGUCAUUUCACUGAGACAGUGCAGAAGUUGAAGGCAUUGAAGCCACAUAUACUCAUAGAAGCACUGACUCCAGAUUUUCGAGGUGAUCCUGGGUGUGUAGAGAAAGUUGCGAAAUCUGGAUUAGAUGUUUUUGCUCAUAACAUUGAAACCGUUGAAGAGCUUCAGAGUGUAGUACGAGAUCAUCGUGCUAACUUCAAGCAGUCCAUGGACGUUCUGAAGAUGGCCAAGGAGUAUGCCCCUGCUGGGACAUUGACAAAGACUUCAAUAAUGUUGGGCUGUGGGGAAACCCCCGAACAAGUUGUUAGAACAAUGGAAAAAGUGCGUGCGGCAGGUGUUGAUGUAAUGACAUUUGGCCAGUACAUGAGACCAUCAAAGCGUCACAUGCCUGUUACUGAAUACAUAACCCCUGAAGCCUUUGAGAAUUAUCAAGUUCUCGGCACACAAAUGGGAUUUCGAUAUGUGGCGUCUGGCCCCAUGGUUAGGUCGUCCUACAAGGCAGGGGAAUUCUAUAUUAAAUCGAUGAUAGAAUCUGAUCGUGCAGCAUCCUCGUCUUAGCUUCUGGUUUUGAGAUGAUACAUUACAUUUUGUACCACAAACAUGAUGUCCACACAACAUUUUUUGAGAUUGAAAAGCUUAGUUAGCCAUCUGACUCUUGUUUUCUGUUGGCCAUGUUUCCUCU